This is a messenger RNA of Penicillium cataractarum, 804 nucleotides long. RefSeq lists its product as uncharacterized. Gene Ontology annotation, biological process: intracellular manganese ion homeostasis. Gene Ontology annotation, cellular component: fungal-type vacuole membrane. NCBI's taxonomy places the organism in Eukaryota, Fungi, Ascomycota, Eurotiomycetes, Eurotiales, Aspergillaceae. Gene Ontology annotation, molecular function: manganese ion transmembrane transporter activity; iron ion transmembrane transporter activity. The transcript has 2 exons. The record is from RefSeq and is a predicted model, not a curated record. The coding region runs from base 1 to 804 and encodes 267 amino acids.
AUGCCAACGCCGACAUCACCUCGGAUAGCGGUUGGUAACCAUCGUUGGUUUACACCAAAUGAUCAAUCGAUCACCCGAUCGAUAUUUCGAGACGUUAUAAUUGGUUUUGCAGAUGGUUUAACCGUCCCAUUUGCAUUGACCGCAGGCCUAUCUAGCCUCGGGUCCUCACGACUUGUUGUCAUCGGUGGACUGGCAGAGCUCCUUAGUGGAGCAAUCUCAAUGGGAAUGGGUGCAUACCUUGCCGCAUUGACGGACCGAGAACGUUACCUUAGCCAGGAAAAAUCAGUAAGGGAAGACAUUGUCUGCGGUCAACAUAGUGAAUUAUCUGAUAUUACUGGGCUAUUGGGAGACUAUGGGGUAAGCAACGAGGUGAGCGAGUGCGUUGUAAACUGUCUUACCACAGAAGAUACUUUGGCCAAGGUAAGUUCUAGCCACUGUUUGGAGACGACCCAUGAUACUCAUCCAUCACUACAUUUUAUAAUGGAAUUCAAGUUCAAUUUUAAGAAACCAAAGAGAUCGCGCGCAUGGUUUUCUGCUAUCACUAUGGGGCUUUCCUACUUGAUUGGUGGCCUCUUACCAAUGAUUCCGUACUUUGUGACAAAAAAUGUCACCCGUGCAUUGUUUAUUUCGAUCGGUAUCACUACAGUCGUUCUGUUACUUUUUGGAUUCAUCAAAAAUUACGCAACUAUAAAAAUGACGCGAUCUGGGUUAUUCGGGGCAAUCCAAACGCUCUCUGUUGGAGCUAUAGCCGCGGGUGCUAGUUAUGGUGUUGUAUAUGGCAUUGAUCAUUCCAACCUUCAUUGA